Molecule: messenger RNA, 3791 nt
Organism: Pseudophryne corroboree (corroboree frog)
Lineage: Eukaryota; Metazoa; Chordata; Amphibia; Anura; Myobatrachidae
Gene: DDX27
Product: DEAD-box helicase 27
Exons: 21
Coding region: 193-2439 (748 amino acids)
Molecular function (GO): RNA helicase activity; nucleic acid binding; ATP binding
Source: RefSeq, a predicted model, not a curated record
CCACCUGUCUUCUGUUACCCGCAACACGCUUCCGGGAAAGGCGGAGUCGAUGACAAUCGCUUCCGGUUCCGUGAGACCCACGUGUGGGUUGCAGUGGGUAUUGGAGACAGCAGCAGGGUAGCCACAGCAGCAUCCGGUUGUGCAUCCUGAGUGGGAAAGAGCCAGUGCCCAGGGGUGCCCGCCGGCUGGAACAUGCUGUCCGAUCUGGAUCUGAUCGGGACGAUAGAGGAUGAUGAUGAGAUUCCAGAGGAGCCGGAGUCCGAGGAGGAGGACGAGGAGCAGCCCAUCGUCCUUGCAAAGAAGAAGCAGGACAAAGCUAAGCGCAGUGGAGACUUCAGUGCAGAUUUUGUGUUUGGUGAGCGCGAUGGACAGGCUGAUGAUAGCUGGGUGAUGGAUGAUGUUAUGAAACAACUGAAAAAGAGAGUGGCCACCAGUUUGGAUGACAAAAUUGAAACUGUUAGAAGGAAGAGGAAGAACCAGGAGAAAGCAGAGAAGGAUGUUAAACAGUCUGAGAAAGAGGAUGAAGUAAAAAGUGAGGAGGAGGAAGAUGAGAAGGAGCCUCAGGAAAAUGAAGAGAGUGCUGAGGAGUUUUCAUCAGAGGAAGAGAGUGUUCUAACAAAAGCCGACACUUUGAGGAUAAAGGAGAGAAAGAAGAAAAAAGGCUCUGGGAGCUCUGGAUUUUUUGAAGAUGCUUCUCAGUUUGAUGAGAGUCUGACUUUCCAGGAUAUGAAUCUGUCCCGGCCCCUGCUGAAGGCCAUCUCUGCCUUAAGCUUCACACAGCCAACCCCUAUACAGAAGGCCUGUAUCCCUAUGGGGCUGUUGGGAAGAGACAUUUGUGCCUGUGCUGCCACCGGAACCGGAAAAACCGCUGCAUUCAUGCUUCCAGUUCUGGAGCGUCUUAUCUACAAGCCAAGAGAGGCUCCGAUAACCCGGGUACUGGUUUUAGUCCCAACACGUGAACUCGGCAUCCAGGUCCAUGCAGUCAGCAGGCAGCUUGCCCAGUUCACAGAGGUCACAUGCUGUUUGACUGUGGGGGGCCUGGAUGUGAAAUCCCAGGAAGCUGCCUUGAGAGCUGGCCCUGAUAUUCUCAUUGCCACCCCAGGGAGACUCAUUGACCAUCUGCACAAUUGCCCCUCAUUCAGCCUUAAUGCUAUUGAAGUUCUGAUCCUGGACGAGGCAGAUCGAAUGCUGGAUGAGUAUUUUGAAGAACAGAUGAAGGAAAUCAUCCGACUUUGCUCCCAUCAGCGACAGACACUGCUCUUUUCUGCAACUAUGUCCGAGGAGGUUCAAGAUUUGGCAUCUGUGUCCCUCCGAAAUCCUGUGCGUAUCUUUGUAAAUAGCAACACCGAUGUUGCACCAUUUCUGCGACAAGAAUUUGUUAGGAUACGACCGAAUAGAGAGGGUGACCGGGAAGCCAUUGCUUGUGCACUUCUCACCCGCACCUUCCAGGAUCACGUCAUGCUCUUCACUCAGACAAAGAAACAGGCACAUCGCAUGCAUAUCCUAUUGGGGUUGAUGGGGCUGCGAGUAGGAGAACUCCAUGGGAAUCUCUCCCAGACACAGCGUUUAGAGUCCCUCCGACGAUUUAAAGAUGAGCAGAUUGAUAUUCUGGUUGCUACAGAUGUGGCAGCUCGAGGUUUGGACAUUCAUGGUGUGAAAACGGUAAUUAACCUUACUAUGCCAGGCACGGUAAAGCAUUAUGUGCACAGAGUGGGCCGUACAGCACGUGCUGGUAAGGCAGGGAGAUCGGUGUCUCUAGUUGGGGAAGAAGAGAGGAAGAUGCUAAAAGAAAUUGUUAAAAAAGCACAGACGCCAGUGAAAGCGAGAAUCCUUCCACAAGAUGUGAUUUCCAAGUUUCGGGACAAGAUUACAAAAUUGGAAAAGGAGAUCUAUGCAGUGCUGCAGUUAGAGAAGGAAGAGAAAGAGAUGCAGAAAUCUGAGACUCAGAUUAGUGUUGCACAAAAGAAGCUGCAGUCAGGUGCUGAACCUGAGCAUAUGGAAAGAAGUUGGUUCCAAACCAGAGAAGAGCGAAAGAAGGAAAAAUUGUCACAUGCUCUUCAGGAGUUUGAUCUGGCUCUGAGAGGAAAGAAAAAAAGGAAGAAAUUCCUGGAACAAACCAAAAACAAAGGAGAAUUGACGCCCGAGGAACGCUCUCAGUUCGAGGUGCUAAAGGCUCAGAUGUAUGCAGAGCGUGCCGCCAAGAGAGACCGCAAACCAAAGAGAGCGCGGGCAAUGCCUCCAGAGGAGGAAGCUGCAGCCAAGAAUUCAAAACCAAAGAAACAAAAGAAAAACACAGUGUUUGAUGAGGAAUUGACAAACACAAGUCGGAAAGCCCUGAAACAGUACAGAGCAGGCCCAUCAUUUGAGGACAGGAAGAGGCUGGGAAUUCAACGUAGAAAAGGCAACUUUAAAUCCAAAUCUCGGUAUCGAAGGAAGUAAAUUGUGUACACAUUUUGUGCAUGAUUGAAGACCAUCAAUGUUUGGACUGAAUCAUUUCCAUCCAUAGCAGCCUAUCACAAGUGCUGAAUACAGUUUGAACUCGACAUGAUCUUUUUACCAGGAGUAUCUCCUAACAGUGGAUAAGAGGACUUUACUAACACUUCAAAUUUUUUUAAUAUACUGGUGCAGCGUCAUUAUUUAAAUUUAGGUAUCUAACAGGUUUAAACUCUGUUCUUGUGCUAUGAUUUAAUGUACAGUAGCUUCCACCUUUUAUAUUUUGCGGUUAUUUACUUCAAUAAUUUUUUUUUUUUUUUUUAAGUAAGAGACUUAUGCCCUUAUUUAUCAAUGAGUGAUAGAUUUCACUGUGAGUGAUAAAUUGCACCAGCCAAUCAGCUCCUAACUUCCAUGUCACAGGCUGGGUUUGAAAAAUGACAGGUGCGGAUUGGCUGGCGCAAUUUAUCACUCACAGUGAAAUUUAUCACUCAUUGAUAAAUAAGGGUGCCAGUUAGAAGCAAGAUGCAUUGCAAUAAUUGAACAUAUCAGAGUCUGGUUGUUGCUUUAAACAUAUGUAAGCAAUGUGAGUCACAAGGUCUAGGAAUUGGAACAAAGAUACAAAUAUGGUGAAAUGUGAAAAGAACAGUUCUCAUGGCCAGAGGGGAAGCGGUUUUCAAAGAGACAAGGAGGAGAAAAAAGAGCAAACACCGUGAUUCCAGAGAGAACCAGGAGUGAAUAUGUCUAGUUACUGUUGGCCAGCAGAGGGGGAGUACAUUUAAUUUUUUGGGGGGAGGGGGUCAGCAACCGCAUUCUGAAUGUAUACCAAGCAGUGCUUUGGAUACCUUUUAAUUAGUUUUGGUGAAAAUAGGGAGCAUAUCGAUGUUACUCUCCCAUAGGAAAAAAAAACAUUAAGUUUCUGUGUAGAAAUGUCUCACUCAAUCCAUUCUGAAGAAGAAAGACAAUUUUAUCAGUAAUUGGGACAGCUGUCCUAAGCUUUGGAGAGGGAUAAAGCUUAGAAAGAUAAACUGCCAAUCAAACAACUCUUGUCAGCUUGUCAUUCAAACACAGCCUGUAACAUUGCAGCUAGGAGCUGGUUUGUAUUUUAUUUAGUUUCACUUUAUCACUAGAAGGCUUAGUACAUCUAACCCAUAGAGAGAACAGCGGAGGUCCAGAGCCCAUCAAGCUUUAUAGCUUCCAGCCACACCGAUGGCUAAUAAUAUGGUUGUUGAAGUCCUACAGCUCUUUGUCCCAGGUUAGCCCUGGGUUUCCCAACCUUUUUUUUUUUUUUCUUCAGUUAACACACUUGUCCCAAUAAAACAAUUUUUUUAUUGAAUAAUAAAAUCAUUCAUUGCAUCCAA